ACGUGACCUUGCAUGUGACGCUGCUGCCCCCUCGCUGACAGCAGUCCAACGUGUAGUGCAAUUUUGUCACACCGAAGUUGUACGGUUUGAUCAAAAUGUUUGCAUUAAAAUCACAAGCAUUAAAAUCAGCGGCAUACCUGCUAAAAACACAAACUAUACAUGCGGGCUUCCACAAGGGCGCCACCUGCUACGGGGCUAAAGUCGCAGUUGUGCUGUCAGGCUGUGGCGUAUAUGAUGGAACUGAAAUCCACGAAGCAUCAGCGAUCCUGGUACAUCUGAGCAGGGGCGGAGCUGAGGUCCAGAUGUAUGCCCCUGACGUCUCCCAGAUGCAUGUGAUUGACCACAGCAAGGGCCAGCCGGCAGAGGAGUCCAGAAACGUCCUGACGGAGUCUGCUCGUAUCGCCCGGGGCAACAUCACAGACCUGGCCAAGCUGAGCGUCACCAACCAUGAUGCCGUCAUCUUCCCAGGAGGCUUUGGGGCUGCAAAGAAUCUGUCGUCGUUCGCGGUGGACGGAGCAGACUUCAAGGUGAACCAGGAUGUUGAGCGUGUCGUCAAGGAGUUCCACAAAGCAGGCAAACCCAUUGGUCUCUGCUGCAUCGCUCCAGUGCUGGCGGCGAAGCUGCUUCCAGGUGUGGAGGUCACGGUGGGCCAUGAGGAGGAGGAGGAGGGACGCUGGCCCUACGCUGGCACGGCCCAGGCUGUCAAGGCUCUCGGGGCCACACACUGUGUCAAGGAGGUCACCAUAUCCUUCACCUCUGGUCAGCCAGGAUGACAGCUUUCAACCCGUCUGGCCUUCUCACAUUACAGCGUAGAGUCUGAGAGGGGUAGGGUCGUUUGAGGGGUAGGGUCGUUUCUGUGUGGUUGGCUUGGGUAUGAGUAUGUUUGAGUUUCUCUGGGGCGUGAUGGUAUCGAUGUUGUGAAGUUUUGUACAUUGCGUUGUGUCGUUCACAUGGGGGUUAUUGCCAAAUCAGCCUGACCCUGGCUUCCUUCAUG
Molecule: messenger RNA, 994 nt
Organism: Hypomesus transpacificus
Lineage: Eukaryota; Metazoa; Chordata; Actinopteri; Osmeriformes; Osmeridae
Gene: gatd3
Product: glutamine amidotransferase class 1 domain containing 3
Exons: 5
Coding region: 96-773 (225 amino acids)
Cellular component (GO): mitochondrion
Source: RefSeq, a predicted model, not a curated record